AUGCCUAGUGCCUUUGCUUCUUCGCCUUUGCCCAACACACCCAUACCAAGACACAACCGAAGCGAAGCGGAGUCUAUUAAUCCCGUUCUCCGUUUUUCACUCCCAGAACCAAAAGUGCCGGAUUUGUACGAGUUUUUGGCAGAAGCCGAAUUGCAGCAGUACUACAACUCUCUAAAGAAUGAACUGAAGAUUACGAACGUAACGCACCUGAAGUACGCCACGGACGAGGACCUGCAGGUGAGUGGUCUGUCGCGGCCGGAAAUCAGGCGGUUGCGCAAGUACUACGAAAAGUAUUACCCGCACGGGUACCUGAACAAAAUCCGUCGGCUGCUGCAAACACCGCGCAAGGAUGAACCGAACAGUGCGCACAGUCCCACGUCGGCCUCGUGCGGCGGCGGCGGCGGCGAGCCCAUCAAAGCGUGUCCGUCGCCGGGCAAAAUUCCCAACAACAAGCAUAUCAUCCCGCCCGAUGCGAUCUGCGUCAACAAGCAGCUGGGCACGGGCGAGUUUGGCAUCGUGCAGCAGGGCGUCUGGACGAACGGGUCCGAGCGGAUACAGGUGGCGAUCAAGUGUUUGUGCCGCGAGCGCAUGCAAUCGAACCCGAUGGAAUUCCUCAAGGAGGCGGCCAUCAUGCACUCGAUCGAGCACGAGAACAUCGUGCGCCUGUACGGUGUGGUGCUCGACACGGAAUCGCUCAUGCUCGUCACCGAGCUGGCCCACCUGCGGUCGCUGCUCGAGUGCCUGAAGGAUCCGGGGCUGCGCGUCAGCUUCCUGACCGUGCCGACGCUGUGCGAGUUUGCGUCCCAAAUCUGCAACGGCAUGAUGUACCUCGAGAACAAGCGGUUCAUCCACCGCGAUCUGGCCGCGCGCAAUAUCCUCGUGUUCAGUAAGAAUAAGGUGAAAAUAUCGGACUUUGGCCUGUCGCGGGCCCUCGGUGUCGGUAAGGACUACUACCAGACGAACUUCAACGUGAACCUGAAGCUCCCGAUCGCCUGGUGCGCUCCGGAGUGCAUCAACUUUCUGCGCUUCACGCACGCCUCGGACGUGUGGGCGUACGGGGUGUGUUUGUGGGAAAUUUUCUCCUACGGCUUCCAGCCCUGGGCCGCCCUCACAGGCCACCAGAUACUGGAGGCGAUCGAUGAGCCGCACUAUCAGCGGCUCGAGAAGCCCGAGUGCUGCCCGAAAGAGUACUACGGGCUGAUGCUCAAGUGCUGGCAGCAUGACGCCACGAAGCGGCCACGGUUCAUCGAGAUCUUCCAGCUGCUGCCCGACAUGAAGCCGGAACAGCUCAAGACAAUCGUCUCCCACGGUGAGUCCAAGAAGGACUACCUAAUGUACCGGCAGGGCGAGAUCAUCACGGUGCUGGAGAAGGGCUCGCACUCGCCGUACUGGAAGGGCGUGCUGAACUCGGGCAAAACGGGCCUCUUCAAUCCGGCGUUCACCGUGGCGUACCUAGACAGUCUGCCGUCGUCCGUCAACCGGGAUACGUUCGGGCGGACGGUGGAGCGGUCCAGCAAGCGCAAAAUACGCACCGACAUGAUCUCGGGCCCCCAGAACGAUCUGAAACACACGGGACACGUCGGUAUCGAUGGCGUGUCGUUCGGUGACGUUGCCUUCCUAGCUAGCCCACAGAACCUUCCUCGCCAAAUUGUCACACCGUACAAGCCUUCGGAAGACCUGGAACAGACGCCGCUGCUACUGCCGCCAACACCGACCAGUCCCGACUCGAUACACACUGCGAGCGGAUACUUUUCCGAAUCGCUGCAACUUACCGGCCACCAGUCGUUUAUCAAUGCCGGCGAAAACCAUCACUCGACCCUACUGGACCACCACCACACGGCCGGAACUGGCCACCACUCAGCGGCCGCCAGCGCGUUCGAUUUCCGCAACAGUGGCUUCAAGGACUCGAACCCGUUCAUCAACGCCGACUCAACGGAGCACGGCGAUGUGGCCGGAUCCUACAAUCUGGCGAUGGGCGGCGGCGGAGGACCGAAGACCAAGGACGGUCUGGCGAGCGGUCAGCACGAGUAUCACGAAAUUUCCGACGAUGAGCUUACCACGGAGAAGGUAUUCGAUCCGUCGGGACCGUCGCUGAUGGACGAGAUGGAGCACGUGUUCAAGUCGAUGAGCACCAUCUCGGAGCAGGACGGAGCGGGGCCGCUCGGGUCGCCCGACGCGGAAAACACCAACAUGCGCAACGAGCUGACGGAACUGUCGUCCAAGUUGUGCCGCAAAAACAGUUCAUCCACCACGACCAGCUCCGGGACGCUCGGUAAAAGUGGAAGUAAAUCCAAGUCGAAGAAAACCGGCACCGUGAAACCGAUCUCGGUGAAGGACGAAAAACUGCUCAAGCAAGUGAUCGAAAUGACGAAUGAAAUAAGUGCCAAAUCCAUGACCGAUCUGGUAACCGACUCGAACCAGCAAACGUCGAGUCCGAAGCGAAAGUUUAGCUUCCGCUUCCCGCACAUCCACACCGUGGUCGGUGGCGCCGGGGAUGCUGCACGCGGUGGCCCUUCCAAUGGCAUCAUUGGAGCGCACUCGGCUCACCACUCCUCCGGAUUGACCGGGGUACAUGCCAGCGGUGGUUCCGGUGGUGGUGGCGGCGGCAGCGGAGGCAGUAGCUCGGUGGCCCGUGGGCUGGCCCACACGGACAAAGAUCACCCGACGGCCGCGUCCGCAUCGUCGUCUUCCGCUAUCGGACCACCGCAUGGCUACGGUGGUGGUAGCCAUACCGCCACCCUGGGCAAUGCGUAUCGCGAGAAGCGCAACUUCUCACAGGAAGUGAACAACGUACCCGACUUACAGAGUACCAUCACCGAGGAGGCACGGAUUGCGUACAACAGUUUGGUGGAGAAUCCGGGCAGCGGCACGGCCAGCGUCCACCCGGCGAUCGCUGCCAGCGUCGGAUCGUCCACCUUACCGCGGGCCAAGCUUACCAACACGCUCGCCGCGACCGCAAGCUUCCGGUUUAAGGACAUCGACUGCUGUUCGCCGCCGACCGAACCGGCACCAAAGUCACCCGAAAUCGAUCUGCUGGACAUGAACGGUGGCGGCGCGGACGACUGCGACCGUGCGUCCAGCAAUCCGUUGCGGCUUUUGAAGAGCAAACAUUUCCCGCUCACCGCGCGCCCGAAAAGCAUCGGCGGCAGGCACGUGACACACCAACCCGACGGCGUCGGCGGUGGCGACCAAAGCGGUCAAGCCGAAAGUCCCAGUUAUUUGACCAGCCCGGAGUACACGUACAACAACGCACUGAUUUCGCCGGUCGGAUCGGAGCCAACACUGAUGAAGCCCUCGAAAAUGACGAUGUUUUUGUCGGACGGUGAGACCAGCGCCAUGGAUGGAGGUGGCGCCAACAAUCCGAUCCCUUUGCCACCGCGCGAUCGCAACAAAACGAUCCCGGUCAACCAGAAGCGGCACGUGCGCAAGUAUCCGCUCAUCAUUCCGGCCACCGGUUUGCAGCGCACGUUAAACAAAGUCACCCAAAUCACGCCGGUCGACGAGCAACCGGACAGUGGUGUGUUCCUACACCCGACCAUAGCCGGCGGCGCCAGUGGUCACCCGUCGGCCGUCGCUGAUGCCAGCAAAGACGACCACAACGAUGACCAAGCUACGGUUAGCAAUUUGGACGUGGGGUUGCAAAAAUCGCUCGAACCGACCAAGCUAACGGAACUGCACAAAGAUAUACUUCCGGCGUUCCCGUCCGAGCUGACAACCGCCGCUGGGGAAGCUUCUCAAAAGAGGGCUUACACGCGCGAGUUCCUGGAGAACAACUUCCCCAACAUGGCAGACUUCAAGAGCCUCUCGCCACCAACCACCCUGCCCGCUACGAUUCCGGCGGCGAGUGCCAUUCUUACGCGCCGGCGAACGGCCAGUGAUGCAAGUGGCGGCGCCACAAGAAAACAACCACCACCACCGGUGUCGGCGGCACUGCUCGUGCCCACUGCCCGCGAUCCGACGUACGAGAAUCUGGACAUUUUCCAAACGCACAGCAAGCUGUGCAUCGACACCGCAUCGUUGCACUGCGAAUCGAUCCUCGAGAACGACACCGAAUCGUUCCAUACGACCCACCCGGCCCUCGGGACGGACACGGUCGACGGAUUCGAUGCGGCAUCGUCGCUUCUGUUCGACAGUAUUCCCGCCGCCGCCGCCGCUGGGGAUCGGAAGCGGCCGACCAAUCUAUUGCUGCCAACGGUCGGUGGUCCGGGGUUGGAGUUGCUCGAAAAGCAGCUCCAAUCACCGCCGGAUGGUGAGCUGAUCAAAUCGAUCAACUUUGUUAGCUGCGAGGAUCUGCUCGAGUUUGCGGAGAAACCGAAGGGGCGCGCACGUGGCCUAGAGUCGGACGAAGUGCGCAUCAUGUCGAAAGUGCUCGGCAAAAAGCCCUCGCCGGAACAGUGCCUGUUGACACUGGAGUUCAUCGACUGGGACAUACACAAGGCGAUUAAACUGUGCAAACUGCAAGCCAUACUGGAAUCGUACAAUCUGUCGCUGCAAGAGUGCCGCGAUGCGCUGCAAACCUACGAUUGGGACCUACACACAACGGCGCUCAAGCUCAAAGGGGGUGGUGGCCGGUAGUUGUUGCGAAAGCUGAGGAAUUCCCCUGGCAGGGAAACGAAGAAAAAAAAGCGCACAAAAUACUCUAUCUCUCUCUAUUUGUCUCAAAUACGACUGUGUCGGCCGACUGGCACGAGCAUCCUUUAAGUUGUUGUUUGGCAGCUGCCUUUAGCGAUCAAUUUAAGAGAUUUUGCUACAGAGUUUCUACUAACUUUUCUACAAACUACUGUGCAACAUUAUAAUUGUAAUAAAAACAAUGAU
Messenger RNA from Anopheles cruzii, 4815 nucleotides. RefSeq names its product activated Cdc42 kinase-like (gene Ack-like). Gene Ontology annotation, biological process: protein phosphorylation. The coding region runs from base 1 to 4575 and encodes 1524 amino acids. Gene Ontology annotation, molecular function: protein tyrosine kinase activity; ATP binding; protein binding. The transcript is spliced from 8 exons. Lineage: Eukaryota; Metazoa; Arthropoda; Insecta; Diptera; Culicidae. The record is from RefSeq and is a predicted model, not a curated record.